Messenger RNA from Gadus macrocephalus (Pacific cod), 657 nucleotides. RefSeq names its product 3-monooxygenase/tryptophan 5-monooxygenase activation protein, gamma polypeptide 1 (gene ywhag1). Gene Ontology annotation, biological process: signal transduction. Gene Ontology annotation, molecular function: protein kinase C binding. The record is from RefSeq and is a predicted model, not a curated record. NCBI's taxonomy places the organism in Eukaryota, Metazoa, Chordata, Actinopteri, Gadiformes, Gadidae. Gene Ontology annotation, cellular component: cytoplasm.
AAAGGGUUCGGAGGGGGAGGGGUGUCCCGUCGGCAGGCGCAGACAGCAGGCAGCAGCUGCAGAGAGAGGACCUGGUGCCAUUACUCUGCAUUACAAAGAUAUUAAAAAAAAAAAAGACAUACUGCGAUUUUGAUUUGGAAAACAGACCACGGUCCGUUCAAGUAAGCUAAAAUGGUAGACCGUGAGCAGCUGGUGCAGAAAGCAAGGCUCGCCGAGCAGGCUGAGAGAUAUGAUGAUAUGGCAGCUGCCAUGAAAUCGGUAAGCAGAAUACCUCUGUUGGGGGCGGGUCACCCGGAGGCCAAGGUAUUCACCAGGCCUCUCUGCGCCCGUCAGAUCAUCGGGACCGGGGUUCAGGCUCGCGCUGGUAAUCUGGUGAGCCUGAUUCAGGCGGAGGAGAACUCGCACCCCAUCCGGCUGGGGCUGGCGCUCAACUACUCGGUGUUCUACUACGAGAUCCAGAACGCGCCGGAGCAGGCCUGCCCUGCCAAGACGGCCUUCGACGACGCCAUCGCCGAGCUGGACACCCUGAACGAGGACUCCUACAAAGACUCUACGCUCAUCAUGCAGCUGCUCCGGGACAACCUGACUCUGUGGACCAGCGACCAGCAGGACGACGAGGCCGGCGAGGGCAACAACUAGACCCCCCCACCCCCCCCC